Episyrphus balteatus (marmalade hoverfly) is the source of this 372-nucleotide messenger RNA. RefSeq lists its product as uncharacterized. NCBI's taxonomy places the organism in Eukaryota, Metazoa, Arthropoda, Insecta, Diptera, Syrphidae. The record is from RefSeq and is a predicted model, not a curated record. The transcript has 2 exons. Bases 1 to 372 code for a protein of 123 amino acids.
AUGUUAAGAAAGUCGCAUGAAAGAAAGAGAAAACGCAAACCAUACAACCCGAGCCUCCGAGUCUCUUACAUCAGCCAUAAUUUGCCAACCACAACUUCACCAUCGUCGUCAUCAUUUUCACCUUCAUUAUCUUCGUCAUCAUCGCUUUCUCCCAUCACACCAUUCUUAAUAAGAUCGACUCUUUCUGCUACUUCAUACACACCUUCAACACCACCGCUAUUAUCGUCGCCGCCGCCACCGCCAUCGCCACCGCCAUCGCCACCUUCACCAUCGUCAUCAACAGAAACUUCCCAGUGCAACAAUGCAUUGCUCUUAACAAAUGCUUCUGCUUCUCAUUUACCUUCUCAUUCUGAUUCAUUUUUAACGAUUUAA